Molecule: messenger RNA, 1320 nt
Organism: Cricetulus griseus (Chinese hamster)
Lineage: Eukaryota; Metazoa; Chordata; Mammalia; Rodentia; Cricetidae
Source: RefSeq, a predicted model, not a curated record
AUGAACUCUCCUAAUGAGGUGUCUGUUAGGGAAACCGGUUUGGGGCCAGAAAGUGGGGAGCAUGCAGAAGGACGCCACUUUAGCCAUGGAAUCUCGAGGGGACAUGGCUUGGGCCCUGGGGAGAGGCUGUUACGGAGCAGAGAGGACAAAAUGUGUCUCCCAGUCUCCAAGACUUUCCAGUAUGACUCUUGGUUAGAAAGGGAUGAGACUGAGGGAAGGUCAGUCAUUUGGGGCUGCGAAGGUCGGCCUGGCACUCCGGUGGAUGAGAGAGGGGACAAUUUGGACUUUGUACCGGAGCUGGCAGUAGCGGGUACAAGCUUCAGGCAGCAUGUAGUCAACCGGGAGGCCUGGGGUGUCCGCAGACAUCCUUCCCCAAAAAGCUCCGCUGCAGAGCCCUUUGGCAUUUGGGGAGACACAGAUGGAGGCACAAGCAGGAGGGUCAUGCACCCCCCGAGCUCUGUGGAAGGGAAGCAGUUCUCAGCUACCGAACUGCACUCCAGAGGUCUGGGGAGGGCCAGCGCCUGGGUGACUCCAGGAAGAGGUGCCACAAGUAGGACUAGCAGUGAGGAUGUGCAAUAUCCAUCCUCCGACCACGAGUCUAUUGAUGAGUUGAAUGAGAUACAGAUGAUGAGGGUGACCAUUUGCCUCAAAGAAGGAAACCAGGCCAAGUCCAGUGGCCGUACUGAGCUGGAAGACUCAGGCAAACACACAAAUGUCCAAGGCAGGGGAAGAUUCGUCCAUGUGCCCCCCUCUGUACUGUCCAGUGCUACCCGGGGGCUCAGCUCAGGCCUGGAAAAGCCAGUUUCAGGGGAGCCGGAAGACUCUCUGUGUAAGAAAAGGCAAAGUAUGGUCUGGAGCAAAGAAGGGAGCAGACCAGGCUCCCCAGGAGCUUCUGCUGCCUCUGUGUCUACUGCUGCAGCCAACUCUGCUGCUGCCCCUGCUCCUGUUGCUUCAGGUGCCUUGCCCAAGACCAGUCCUAAAAAGAAGACAGCUCAGGAGAAGCCACUUCAGUGGAAUGCCUCAAGAGGAUCCGUGGGAAGAACUUUCCCACCAUGGGGACAGAGACUCAAGUCAGCUCCUGUGGAACCAGCCACUUUCCCCCCAAUCUCUGGGGUUGCUCUGAUAGGGAAGACCAGUAAGUGCUCACUGCCUUCAGGACCCAAAGACUGCAAGCCCUUCUGCACUGGGAAGAGAUCCAUGGCAAGGAAGACAAAGGAAUCCCAGCCAGGGGCCAAAGAAGAUGAUGACCAAACCAGAAAUCCUGGCUUGCAGGCCCAAUCAGACCUACUGCUGCCCAAUACCGUGGCUGUGCUAUGCUGA